Molecule: messenger RNA, 1893 nt
Organism: Sorex fumeus (smoky shrew)
Lineage: Eukaryota; Metazoa; Chordata; Mammalia; Eulipotyphla; Soricidae
Gene: SLC38A7
Product: solute carrier family 38 member 7
Exons: 10
Coding region: 32-1420 (462 amino acids)
Biological process (GO): amino acid transmembrane transport
Molecular function (GO): L-leucine transmembrane transporter activity; L-methionine transmembrane transporter activity; L-aspartate transmembrane transporter activity
Source: RefSeq, a predicted model, not a curated record
UGGUCCUGAGGUCUGGAGCCCGCCCAGCGCUAUGGCCCAGGCCAGCAUCAACAGUGACUACGGAGAGUGGGGCUCCAGCUCGGACGCCGGUGAGCGGGCCCACCUGCUGCAGAGCCCCUGCGUGGACACGGCCCCCAAGAGCGAGGGGGAGACCUCUCCCGGGUCCCUGGCCAGAGGUACCACUUCCACCCUCGGGGCCGUCUUCAUCGUGGUCAACGCCUGCCUGGGCGCGGGGCUGCUAAACUUCCCCGCCGCCUUCAGCACGGCCGGGGGCGUGGCCGCUGGCGUCACGCUGCAGAUGGCCAUGCUGGUCUUCAUCAUCAGCGGCCUCGUCAUCCUGGCCUACUGCUCCCAGGCCAGCAAUGAGCGCACCUACCAGGAGGUGGUGUGGACCGCGUGCGGCAAGCUGACAGGCGUGCUGUGUGAGGUGGCCAUCGCUGUCUACACCUUCGGCACCUGCAUCGCCUUCCUCAUCAUCAUCGGGGACCAGCAAGACAAGAUUAUAGCCGUGAUGACCAAGUCGCCUGAUGGGGCCAGCGGCCCCUGGUACACAGACCGCAAGUUCACCAUCAGCCUCACCGCCUUCCUCUUCAUCCUGCCCCUCUCCAUCCCCAGGGAAAUCGGCUUCCAGAAAUAUGCCAGCUUCCUGAGCGUCGUGGGCACCUGGUACGUCACUGCCAUCGUCAUCAUCAAGUACAUCUGGCCGGAUAAAGAGAUGACCCCCGGAGGCAUGCUGACCAGGCCGACCUCCUGGGUAGCCGUGUUCAAUGCCAUGCCCACCAUCUGCUUCGGAUUCCAGUGCCACGUCAGCAGCGUGCCCGUGUUCAACAGCAUGCGGCGGCCCGAUGUGAAGACCUGGGGCUGGGUGGUGACAGCCGCCAUGGUCAUCGCCCUCGCCGUCUACCUGGGCACAGGCAUCUGUGGCUUCCUGACAUUUGGAGCAGCCGUGAACCCUGACGUGCUCCUGUCCUACCCCUCAGAAGACAUUGCAGUGGCCGUGGCCCGCGCCUUCAUCAUCCUCAGCGUGCUCACCUCCUACCCCAUCCUGCACUUCUGUGGCCGGGCAGUGGUGGAAGGCCUGUGGCUGCGCUACCAGGGCACCCCCGUGGAGGAGGACGUGGGCCGGGAGCGGCGGCGGCGCCUGCUGCAGACGCUCACCUGGUUCCUGCUCACGCUGCUGCUGGCGCUCUUCAUCCCCGACAUCGGCAAGGUCAUCUCCGUCGUCGGGGGCCUGGCCGCCUGCUUCAUCUUCGUCUUCCCAGGGCUGUGCCUCAUUCAAGCCAAGCUUUCUGAGAUGGAGGAGGUCAAGCCGGCCAGCUGGUGGGCGCUGGUCGGCUACGGAGUCUUCUUGGUCACCCUAGGAGCCUUCAUCUUCGGCCAGACCACAGCCAAUGCUAUCUUUGUGGAUCUGGUGGCCUAGCCGCUGCCUCUCCGUUGGACAGUCGGACCCAGGACACCCCAUCUGAGGGAGUCCUGGGGCCACCCCGGUCCCACAUCGUCCCCUCCCCAAUGGUGGGGUAGCAUCGACAGCUCUGGGGUGCAGUCAGCCCCCACAUCUACGGACAGCUCCACCGUGGGUGGUGGGAGAUCUCCUGUCUCAGAGGAACCCUGGGGACCCCACAACAUUCCCACUCCCCUGCGCCUGGAACCCAGAACCGAAGCGGGGCUGGAGGCCUCGGGAACAGGAACAGCAGAAGAAAGAGAAGCUGUCCCGAGUGCGGACAACUCCACAGGCGGACCCCGAGUCCCUGACGCCCAGAGAGGCAACUUUGGGCGUCUCAGCCCAUCGCUCCCCGGACCAAGGCUCCAGGCCGCCCUCCUCCACCCCCAAGUCUAAUGUUUACAAACUAGCACGGGGCAACGGGGCCCCUGCCGCCCGCCCCGCCCCGACUC